UUCUAAGUAGACCAUUGGGUUACUACUUAAUACAAUUUCUUUCUCAUUAAACUAAAUCUCGGUCAGCCGUUGACCAUCAUUUUUUAUCUGUUGUUCUUAAACACUAGUAGGUUCUUGACAUUUUAUUUACAUUUCUGUGAUAUUUUAUUUAAAAAAAUCUGUGAAAAGAAGUGCUUGUUUUAAAUAAUGAAAAUAGAUAUAGUGUAUUGUCUAGGUUGUUUUUAUGUUAGUGGGUUGCUUUUUAUUGAAGUUUAUGGGCAAAUAGGAGCAUAUUUUGACCUACGGUAUUGGCGAUGUGUUCUCAAAAAAGAAUAUGAUUGUCCAGAUGAUGAUAUUCAGUACUACUUAUAUACACCUCAUUCAGGUCGUCGGAGGCUUCGAAUCGAUAUACGAAAUCCCUUAUCGCUGAAAUUGUCAGGAUUUAAUGCUGACAAAAGAAACGUUUUCAUCAUUCAUGGAUUUAAUGGAACAGAAAGCAAAACACCUAUGACAAUAUUAAGAGAUGCAUACUUAUUUAGAGCUGACCAUAAUAUAUUUACAAUCAAUUGGGGUGACCUUACAAACUUUCCGUGUUAUUUAUCUUCGUUAUCUAACACAAGACUUGUGGCUCAAUGUACAGCAAAGCUCUACGCUUUUGUAAUGGCCAAUGGAGGAAAAGCUGAAAAAACCACUUGUGUUGGACAUUCUCUCGGAGCUCACAUUUGUGGAAUGGUUAGCAACCAUUUAACAGUAAAACAGCAUACAAUCAUUGGUUUAGAUCCAGCCCGGCCUCUUAUAGAUAGAUAUUCGAAUAAACACUUUCGACUAACCAAAGAUGAUGCUUAUCAUGUUCAAAUUAUUCACACCAACGCCGGUUUUUUGGGGGAAGUUGAUCAGCUUGGACAUGUAGAUUUUUGUGUCAAUGGAGGCACUACCCAGCCCGGGUGUAAAGGGAAUGCAUUACGUGUAUCUCGAUGCAGUCAUUUUCAGUCCGCAUGUUUUUUUGCAAAAUCACUAAAAUAUCCAACAUCAAUAAUUGGGAAGCCAUGUACACAAUCAUGUCCGAAAAAAGGCCGUAAUUGGGGAUUACUUCCUGGUAAAUCGAUACCUAUGGGGUUGGAAGCUCCAUAUGGGGCUUUUGGGACAUACUGUGUUCAUACAGAAACAAAAAAAGGCUGCCCCUUUGAAUAGAAUUAAUUAACUUUUAAAUAAAUAAAAAGACUGUAUAAGAUAAUAAACGAAAUUCCUGUAUUUUA
Molecule: messenger RNA, 1235 nt
Organism: Anthonomus grandis grandis
Lineage: Eukaryota; Metazoa; Arthropoda; Insecta; Coleoptera; Curculionidae
Product: lipase member H-A-like
Exons: 7
Coding region: 187-1170 (327 amino acids)
Molecular function (GO): lipase activity
Source: RefSeq, a predicted model, not a curated record